Molecule: messenger RNA, 4449 nt
Organism: Lethenteron reissneri (Far Eastern brook lamprey)
Lineage: Eukaryota; Metazoa; Chordata; Hyperoartia; Petromyzontiformes; Petromyzontidae
Product: PAX-interacting protein 1-like
Biological process (GO): positive regulation of transcription initiation by RNA polymerase II
Cellular component (GO): nucleus
Source: RefSeq, a predicted model, not a curated record
UGCGCCAUCUCCCGCCUUUCUCUCCCGCGCUUUGCCUUGGGAGGAAAAACACGGAGCUUGACCGCUUUCUCUUCGCCCGACAUCCACUCAUGGCCUCCGAGGGCCAGGGGGCACAGCCGCCAACCCCCGAUGAUCUCUUCAAGGACGUCAAGUUCUACGUGGUGGGCGACGUCGACAAGAAGGUGGUGGAGCUUCUAAAGAACAACAAGGGGAAGGAAGCGUCCUGUUUCUCGCUGGCAUCGCAUGUCAUUUCGGAGGAUGGCGAGCAUGCGGAAGUGAGCGAGGCCCGUGAGGUGUUUGAUCUACCCGUGGUGAAGCCAUCGUGGGUGAUGCUGUCUCUGAGAUGUGGAGUCCUGCUGCCUGUAACGGGAUUCUCUCCAGACACGGGUCAACCAUUCUUGGGGUUAACAGCAUGUUUAUCACAGAUCCCACAGGAGGACCGAGCUCCGCUCUGGGCACUGCUCACCUUCUAUGGUGGAGCCUGCCAGCUGUUGCUCGACAAGCGCUGCACCCACCUGGUUAUCCCCGAGCCCAAGGGGGAGAAGUACACAUGUGCACUGAAGCACAGCCGCAUCCGCGUCGUGACUCCAGACUGGGUGGUGGACUGCGUAGCGAGCAAGAGCAGGAAGGAGGAGACCGAGUACCACCCUCGCCUGGUGCUCCUGCCGAGGGAGGAGGAGCUCCCCCUGGAGCAGCCGGGGACUGCGAAUGAUAGCGACCAUGAAGGUGACGAUCCCAACGUCGAUGAUGAAGAGAAAGAUGAUGAGCACGAAGAGGAAAAAGAAGAAGAAGAAAAGGGGCGCAGUGUUAACUUUGAAGAUUCUGGUUCCGCACGGUCAAAGGACGAUUCCCCAAUGAGCACCACUGACUCGCCAUCCAGGAAGUUUGUGGAGGAAAGGCGGACUGAACAACAGGCAGUCGGGGAUUUGCAUCGUGUUCACAUACCUCAGAGGCCGACAAACGAGAGGCCUGUUCGGGCUUUAUCAUCAAAGUGCACACCAAUGAUUGAGAGGCCGCCAUUUAUGCCACCGGCAAUGUUAAAGUCUUCACCUGUGCUGUCUGGUUCCUCCAAGAGUCUGAUGAUUCCUCAACCCCCGCCAGGCAUUUGCAUCCCCCUUCCGAGUCCGAGGGCCGCCCCCAGUUUAGGCACCCUGCACACCAUUCGGCCGAGUAUGGAUGCUCGCAUGCGCCAGAGCCACAGUGCUCUUCCGUCUCCGUCCAACGGGCGGCUCCAGCUGGAUGUCAUGACACUGCCAUCUGGUGAGGUGUGGGUCCAGACUGUUCAAGGCAGACCCGCCCGCCCUCUUGCAGCAAAUUCCGCCAUGCCCACAUCCCAGGAUGGCCGGCUGCAGCAAGGAUUUGCCAUGUCCAGACAGAUGCAUGUCUCUGAGCUCACGGCUCAGGGACUCGGAGGCAUGGUCACCCGGCCAUUGGGGUUCCAGGGGGCGGUUGGGGGUUCAGGGCCCCGGCCAGAACAUACACCAAUGAGCAUGGGGGGGAACAGGCCGGGACCUGGGCUGGAGUUCACGGGGAUAAGUCCAAUGGUGAGGACCCUGAGAAACAUCACCAACAGCGCCGAGGCACUGCAGGUCUCCAGGGCAUCCAAUGUGGCUCACGUGCUGCAGAGCAUGUCAGUGCCCACACGCACAUUGGAGACUCACCGGCCAGGAGAACCCAGGCCUCUACAUGAGGGGGCCUACAUUCAGGUCAAGCCAGCAACGAGUCAACCCAGCAGUGCUGUGGAGUACUGCACAGAGGCGCCAAGCGACUGCUGCCUGCUCGGUUGUGUGUUCGCCAUCGCCGAGUACCAGGAGCAGAUGCUGGACAAGCAACUGCUCAACUCGUGGAAAAAGGCAAUCAUUCAGAAUGGAGGGCUGGUGGAAGCUGCUCACUCACCUCGCUGCACACACCUGCUAUGUGAAAGUCAGACUGGGCCAGUGUUUGCACAGGCACUAAAGGAGGGCAAGCGCUGUGUGACCGCACAUUGGCUCAAUGACACGCUCAAGAGCAGACGGGUGAUCCCUCCAAAUCGCGCCCUGCAUCUCCCCAUGGCCUUGCAACAUUCUGCCAAGCCCUGCGCGAGUCAUAUCAUCUCGGUAACUGGGUUUGUGGACCAAGACAGGGAGGAGCUGAAGCUGAUGAUUGCACUAACAGGAGGCAGAUACACUGGCUAUCUCAGCCGGAGCAACACGCUGCUUGUUUGCAAAGACCCGAGCGGCAUGAAGUUUGAGAAGGCACGCGAGUGGCGUGUGCCAUGCGUGAACAUCACCUGGCUCUGCGACGUGCUCGCGGGAAACCUAGAAGCCCUGAGGCAGCCUCAGCAUGUGCGCUACACCACCUUCAGCCUCGCAGACCCCUUCGCUCCAGAUCGCCAGCUGGUGGCCAAUCUGCUUGUUUCUUGGAAGGUUCCAAUAAGAAUCUCAAAAGAAGCGCUACUGGCAUCCAGAAAUAUUCCCAAAAGAAAACUCUCGGAUGGUAUUCAGUCAUCUGUAAAGAAACCCAGGCUGGAGGAGGGUUUGCUUUCCCAACGCCGUGGACCGGGCGAUUCCACUCACCGGGUGAUCUUCACUGGCUUUGAGCUCUUCCAAGUGCACGAGUACAUGAAGAAACUUUAUGUCCUUGGUGGAGAGGUCGCCGAAAGCGUGCACAAGUGCACCCACCUGGUCGCCAACAAGGUGACUCGUACCGUCAAGUUUUUAACGGCCAUCUCCGUUGUCAAGAAUAUCGUGAUGCCCAACUGGCUUGAAGACAGCGCUAAGCAGCAGCGGUUUCUGGAUGAAGGAGCCUACCUGCUACGGGAUGCAGAGGCUGAAGUACUGUUCAGCUUCAGCCUGGAGGAGUCUAUGAACCGUGCACGUGUGAAGCCCCUUUUCCAGGGUCUGUUCUUCUACCUGACGCCCGGAAUGUGCCCGAGCCUGGCCACCAUGCGCUCCAUCAUUGAGUGUGCGGGGGGGCGAGUGCUAACAAAGCAGCCAGGCUUGCAGCGCCUCGCUGAGCACCGCAAUAACAAGAACUUGCCAGAGAUCAUCAUCAUAUCUUGUGAAAAUGACCUACACCUGUGUCGUGAAUAUUUGGUCCGUGGCAUUGAAGUGCACAAUGCGGAAUUUGUCCUGACGGGGGCAUUAACACAGACCCUAGACUAUGAGUCAUAUCCUUUGCAAUGAAAACGGUGCUUGUGUAAAACAUGUUUUGUUGUCGCAAAGGUGCCUUGAUUAUUGUAUACUAAAUAUGCGGUAUAAACAGAGUUCAAUGUUAAAAUAUUCACUACUCGACUGUCAUAUUUGCUUGAUUGUAACAAAUGGCAACGGUGGGAUAACCAUAUUAAUAGAGAAGCUUAAAAUAUUAAUUAUAUUUCGUGCAAUCUUUAUUCAGUUUUCCUCAUCUUCUAUCAGUGCUUGCACAAGCACUGAGUGCUUUGAGACAACUGUCAUGCACACGUGAAUGUUACUGAGAGACGACAACACUAUCAGCUGCAAGGAAUUAUUGAAUCACUGAAGAUUUAUGCGCAUGUCACUGCGAGUCGCCAUUUUCAACUAAAGUGUGUUCUCAAUACUGGGCUAAUUCAGCAGGGCUGGGGUGCCCCUGUAUAUAAGAUUUCUUAAUAACAACAAACAUUAUUUCCAUCUAGGCCAAAUUUAUCCCAUUGGCAGCUUAUUUUUGUUUAGCUUUUUAUCUUACCUAUAACAGUAUUUUUUUUUUGUGUGUGUGGACGUGUGUCGCUUUUAACUGACAAACUGUUGGGUUUACGUUUCAACAAAGUACACCGUUAAAACAAACUAAGCCCCAAAUGGAAACUCGCUAUUUGUUUUUGCCCUCCGUCAAAUGUAAACGAAUAAAAUCACACUUUAUAAUAAUUUACGCUGAUCGCGGCACCAAAGCACGCAUUUGGGCAAACGCGGAACGCUGACUCGCGGUUGGCCCUAGCAGCGCACACGAGCUCGCUGAGCUGCGACGGGAGAGAAGUUCUUCGAGUUAAAAAGGCAAAAAAAAGCACACCACUUAGGUAAAUCCUGAACAGUGUGAUGUCCUCUUUCACCCCCCCCCCGCCGCAAUGUGUGCAGUUACUACUGUAGAGUCAGUAGAUGCUACUGUAGCGUCAGUAGAUAGUACUGUAGCGUCAGUAGAUAGUACUGUGAAGUCGGUAGAUAAUACUGUGAAGUCGGUAGAUACUACUGUAGAGUCGAAAGAUACUACUGUAGAGUCGGUAGAUGCUACUGUAGAGUCGGUAGAUACUACUGUAGAGUCAGUAGAUACUGUAGAGUCAGUAGAUAGUACUGUAGAGUCGGUAGAUGCUACUGUAGAGUCAGUAGAUAGUACUGUAAAGUCGGUAGAUGCUACUGUAGAGUCGGUAGAUAGUACUGUAGAGUCAGUAGAUGCUACUGUAGAGUCGGUAGAUAGUACUGUAGAGUCAGUAGGUAGUACUGUAAAGUCGGUAGAUGCUACUGUAGA